This is a messenger RNA of Vicia villosa (hairy vetch), 4178 nucleotides long. RefSeq lists its product as uncharacterized. Lineage: Eukaryota; Viridiplantae; Streptophyta; Magnoliopsida; Fabales; Fabaceae. The record is from RefSeq and is a predicted model, not a curated record. The transcript is spliced from 10 exons. Bases 872 to 4030 code for a protein of 1052 amino acids.
AAUAACUCCAUAAUAGCAACAAUCUCUCUCUACAUUCUCUCUCUUCAAAUCUCUUCUCCUCUCGCUCACUUCCUCUUCCUCAAUCGCGAUCCAUUUCUGCAAAAUCACCCCCAAAUUAUCAAUUUCACGCUAUUCCAUUCACAAAUUCUAUACCUAACCUUCGAUCCGCAUCCCCAAUCUUCAGAAAUUCCUAACCCUAGUUUUUCCCCCUUUUUUUAUUGCACAAACCCUCGAUAAUUGUUGUCCCUUAGUUUUUUCUCGGAGCAUAAUUUCAUGGAUACUCCACAAUAUUUUUGAAUUGAAUCUCUAUCUCCCGUGAAUCCGUGUUCUGAAUUUUGCUCAAGGGGUGAUGAUUUGUAUAUACCAAUCUUUACGUUUCUUUCGGGAAUUUCAUUGAAGGAGAGAGUAGUUUUUUCAACUUUUUUCCGGGGUGGUGUUGCUCGAUUUUCGCAAAAGAGGAAGCUUGAGAGGGUUUUGGAUGACGGGUCUCGUUGAUUGAGCUGGAUCAGUGAGUGGGAUUGUUUGUAGGUUUUGGGUUUUUUGAUAGCUUUGAAGAUUUUCGUAUAAGGUUUUUUUAGAAAUAAAUGAUGAAAAAGCAGGGAUUGUUGGUCUUAUAGUUGAACUAGAACAAUAAUACUGAUAUUUUGGGUUUUUUUUAUCUGUGUACUGUACUGUGUUUGGUGUUGAAACAGAAAUAUUUGGUCAAAUAUAGUUAUCAAGAAGAGUGUUGAACAUGUGUUAUGAGUUCUAUGAUUGAUGAGGGCUAGUGCUCUUUGUGGGUUGUAGUAAUACUCUGCAUUGUUCAUCGGUUGAAAAUAUUUGACAUUGGUUAUCGACUUUGUUAGCAAAAGUGUUGUGUGGAGGGAACAAAAUGAGCUUAGAAAACGAAGAUCAGAACUUGUUGGAUCAGGCAACUGAUAAUGGAUUGCAAAAGAAGUUGAAAAUUUCAUACACAAGAGAAUUUUUGUUAUCUGUUAGUGGAUUGGAUGUAUGCAAAGAGUUUCCUAGUGGGUUUGAUCAAUCACUUUUAAGUGAAUUUGAAGACGCUUCACUGGAUCGACAUAGAAGUACUGGUGCUCUGUCAACACAUAGUUUCAGACGCAAUGAGUACAGUUCAUCACCUCCAACCAGAGGGGAUACAAAUAACUUUUCGCGGGGAACUCAUGGAAAAUGGGAUUCUCGCUCUUCUGGACGUUCAGACAGAGACAGUGAUUCUCAAUCAGAAUGGGAUUCAGAUUCUGGAAAACGUAUUGGCAACCAGUCUCGGAGAUCUUUGCAAGGUCCUGAGCACGAUGGACUUCUAGGUAGUGGCUCUUUUCCAAGACCUGCUGGGUAUGCACCUGGGUUGUCUGCUCCUAAGUUUCGAGCUAAUGACAAUUACCAGCCAAAUCGGUCUAAUGAGCCCUAUCAUCCUCCUCGUCCUUAUAAGGCACCUCACUCUCGUAGAGAAACUAAUGACACUUUCAAUGAUGAAACUUUUGGCUCUUUGGAGUGUACAAGUGAGGACAGGGCAGAAGAGGAAAAAAAGAGAAGAGCCUCUUUCGAGUUGAUGAGAAAAGAGCAAACUGAAAAGCUUAAGAUGAAUCCAGACAAGAAUAAAGUGGAUUUUGACCUUUCUUCACUUAUCGACGAUGAUUCAAAAAGGCUAGUUGCUGGAAGCAAUGAGUCAAUGGAGCCCCCUUUGACUUUAGCAGGUUUAAGUAAUGAUGAGAAAUCUUCUUCCCAUUCACAUGCUUCAGCAAGACCACUUGUACCCCCUGGUUUUGCAAACACAGUGUUGGAAAGGAAUAUGGGUAGCAAAAUAUCCUCCAACACUCAUGUAGCAGAGGCUGGAAAACCUGAGCCUGGAGAUACCCGAGGUAGCCAUGUAUUCAGUAUAAAUCCUGAAAAUAAAGAAGGAAACUUAUCAACCAUGCAAGUGGAUAACAAUCAACAGAAUCUUCAAAGGGCAGAUAUAAAUGUUUCAAUCAACAAUGAGAAAGAAAAUGCUUUUAAUUUAUCAUCUUCUGUGGAUAUCCCCAACAUUAAGAUUGGAAUUAAUGAUCAACUAAGAAAGAGAUACGCUCUUUCAGAAGCCUUGGAAGCAUCCGAUGACAAUACAUUUAUUCCACUUAAGGCUGAAGUGAAAGGAAAGGAGGCCGUAGGAGCAGCUUUCCAUCCUGAGAGUUCCGAGUCUAUCCUAUACAAGCUUUUUGGUAAUGCUUCAACGCUAACCAGUGGCAUAUCUACCAGUACUGUUGAGCAGCCUGAUCAUAAAGCAGAUGAGACAUGGAGUCCACAUGCUAUCCAAUCUUCGAAGUUUGCUCAUUGGUUUGCUGAAGAAGAAAAGAAGUCAAUGGAUGACUUGACACCUAAGCCAAAUGACCUGCUCUCGCUUAUUGUUGGCGGUGAAAAGGGUGGGUUGCAGGCUUCCAAUGUAGAGACAACCCAUCAUAUUGCACCAAAUUCUAGUUUCCAAAAUCCUGAACCUGCUGGUGAGCGCGUAAAUGUAACACAUGCCACUAUUAGUAACUCCGAGCUAUCAUACAAGAGUGAUGUACCUGAGAUUUUACCUGCAGUUCUUACAUGUGAAGAUCUCGAACAGUCAAUUCUAUCACAAGUUAGUGAAAAUGGUUCGUCAUCUCAGCAGCAAAUGCAGGACAAGGAUUUUGGUGCAAAGGCAGGGCAGUCCAAUUCAAUUGAUGGUCAUGCUUCCGAGCAUAUUCUUUCUUUGUUACAGAAAGGACCCUUGCGUAAAGAUAUGGAACUAUCAUCUGUUAUACAUUCUACUGACACGGUGCAUAACACUGAAAGAGCAACUACUGGAAAAUUUCUUGAUAAUCCAGAGGAAGUACAUGCAGAUGCUUCUAAUUCAUCAAAAACAUUGACGCUGGAAACACUUUUUGGAUCAGCUUUUAUGAAGGAGCUGCAAUCAGUUGGAGCACCCCUUUCUGUUCAAAGAAGUUCAAUUGGAUCUGCAGGUGCUGAUUUUUCAGAGUCUCAGUUGUUUCCCUUCCCUACCUCAGACAAUGUCAAUCCUCCUACCGGCGAGCUUACACUGAACAGUCAUGGAAAUGGUGGUGCCUUUCCUUCAGAAAAAACUCAUCAACCCAUAUCAAAUAGAUUUGAAGAGCAGUGGUUAGGUUAUGGUGAUUCUCAUGGAGAUGUUAAUUCAUCCCUACUUCAAACUGGAAUUUCCAAGGCUAGUGGUUUCAAUCGAUCUCACGAUUUUCGCCUCCCUGAAGAAAAUAGCUUGAUUUCUGCUGGCGAUCCUCUGCAAACCUUUUUAUCUGUUGGAAAUUCAGCUAAGGCAGAUUUGUCUCAAGACACACCUGCUGAGAUUACUAGAAAACUGGCAGCUCUGAAUUCUGCAUUUAGAGACGAACGACUUAUGAUGAGAAAUCAAGGUCAAGCGUACCCUCGUGGUCCUUAUGAUAUAAGGGAACCCGGUAAUCCAUAUCAAAAUCUUAAUGCCCACCGACCUUCACAGCUCCAAUCCCAUCAGUUGAAUCACAUUGGUCCAAUGUUUAAUCAACCGGACUCUCACUCUCCUCAUAUUAGUUCUUAUAUGAACCAUGCAACUUCUGAAGGUAUGGUUCAUCAUGAUUCUCCAUCCAACCGUCAAUUUCCAGGAAAUAUGCUUCGUCCUCCUUUCCAUCAACCAAACAGUGUUGUAACUGGGUUCGAUCCUCCUGCUCAUCACCCUCUGUUACAGCAGAUGCAUAUGCAAGGAAACCUUCCUCCACCUCAUCUAUUACGAGGUUUUCCGAGGGGCGGGGCUAUGCCCCCUCAUCCCAGUAAUCCGAUGUCUGGUAUUAUGCAGGAGCCAAACCCAAUGCAAGGCUUCCCAUUUAAUGGCCAGCAGCAUCCUGGUUUAGGGGGCCCUGGAAUGCAAUUGCAAGCUCCAGGAGUUGCUGGUGGAAGGAAUCAUCCAGAAGCACUUCAGAGGCUUUUUGAGAUGGAGCUUAGGUCAAACUCAAAGCCAAUCCAUAGUUCAGGGCACAAUCAGGGGGGGAUUCAUGAACUAGACUUGGGGUUUGGAUAUAGAUAGUGUAUUAUCAAUGUUGAUGUGUAUACUAACUAGAUUGUAUUCUCCAAAUGUUGAUCUAUAACCCUCUCCUGCAUGAAAGAUGAUAAUGGGUUUACUGUGUUGUUUUUCUUUGUUGUAAUUAAUGAAUGCUCUUCAAUUUUCAUCUUCA